GGAGAUCGGGGAUGGACUGGGAGUGGCGGAAGAGGAGCAGCCGCGAGUCGUCGGGCGCGGCGGCGGUGGCGCGGAGGAAGCCGAGCAGGCCGCGGAGCCCCCGCGCGCGGAGGAAGGAGAAGUCGGCCCCGGCGUCGCGCAGCCCGGCCCGCAGCGCCAGCGUCACCUCCCGGUACAGCCGCCGUCGCGCCAGCGCCUCCGCCAGCUCCCCGCCCCCCUCCGCCCGCGACGACGACCCCUCCCCUCCCCCCGCCUCCACCGCCGCCUCCUUCCGGCUCAUCCCCGCCCACCGCCUCCGGUCGCCGGCGACCUCUCCUCGCCUCUCUCCCCCCGCUGCUCUUUUCUUUCUCCCAAAAUUCCCCUUUUGCCCCUGGGUCAUCGCCGAGAGAAGCCAACGCCUUCUUCUUACCACCCGAAGCCCACUCCCGGCCCAACGAGCCCGCAGCGAGGCCCAACGAGCCCGGAGCUGUGACGGGCUAGGGAAGCCCAGGCCCAACGAGCCCGGAGUGGUGGCUAGUGGUGGGAGGGGAGGGCCGCCUGGCGCCGCCAAAACCCUCAAAACCCCCGGCGAGCGGCGAGGAGAGGCGGCGGCGGCGAUGGCGACGGCGACGAGGGCGAAGGACCUGGCGCGGAGGUCGCCGAAGAAGUACGUGGAGGAGGCGCUCUACCGGCGGCUGUUCCGGCGGGGGUCGACGCCGCAGGCGGUGCGCGAGGAGGUGGACGGCUUCCUCGGCAGCCGCAAGCGCGCCUUCAAGUGGGAGGUCGCCGUCUGCGUCCGCCGCCUCCGGCGCCAGGAGCUCUACCGCCCCGCCCUCAAGCUUACUGAAGUUAUGACUAGAAGAGGCAUGAAUCCUACAGUCGGUGAUCAAGCAAUCCGCUUGGAUCUUGUUGCCAAAUCGAGAGGCAUCGCUGCUGCUGAGAAGUACUUCAUGGACCUCCCAGAAACUUCUAAAACACAUCUCACAUAUGGCGCUCUUCUCAACUGUUACUGCAAGGAGUUAAUGACUGAGAAGGCUGAGUCCCUUAUGGAGAAAAUGAAGGAGCUCAACUUUGCUUUCACUGCCAUGUCCUACAACAGCUUAAUGACACUAUACACUAAGGUCAACCAACCUGAAAUGGUGCCCAGCAUCAUCCAGGACAUGAAGGCUGAUGAUGUUCUACCAGAUGUCUAUACUUAUAAUGUCUGGAUGAGGUCACUUGCAGCUCGUCAGGACAUAUUAGGGGUCGAGAGGGUGAUUGAAGAGAUGACAAGGGAUGGCCGUGUUGCUCCUGAUUGGACUACAUACAGUAACCUGGCUUCCAUAUACGUUGAUGCUGGACAGUCUGAGAAGGCAGAAGCCGCUCUUAAGGAGCUAGAGAAGCGCAACACUGGCAAUGAUCUUGAAGCCUACCAGUUCCUCAUUACACUGUAUGGGCGAACACAAAAUUUAGUGGAAGUUCAUCGUGUUUGGCGGUCACUGAAGAGGAAUAAUCCUAGGAAGGCAAACAUGAGCUAUCUUAACAUGAUUCAGGUUCUUGCAAACUUGAAGGAUCUGCCUGCUGCUGAGGCCUGCUUCAAAGAGUGGGAAGCUCGGUACAUCCGUCCACCUAAGACUAAAGCAACUGAUGCUGUGACAACUGAAACUUCUAAGUUGGAAGAAGAAGCUUCAACCGAGGCAUCUAAUAAUGAUUCUGAUGUUAAGGAAACAGAGGACAAGGGAACAGAGGAGCUUGACCUGAAACGUCCUAAAUACGACAUCCGGGUUGCAAAUGCUCUGAUGAAAGCAUAUGUUACAGAGGGUAUGCUUGACAAGGCCAUCGCUCUCAAGAAGCGUGCCAAGAUGCGCGGAGGAAGGCUUAACGCGAAGACGUGGGAGAUUUUCAUGGACCACUAUCUAAAGGUGGGGGAUCUGAAGAAUGCCCAUUGGUGCGCCGACCGUGCAAUCAAGAAGGGACACAGCAGCGGCAGGAUUUGGGUGCCACCACAUGACGUGACCAAGACCUUGAUGGGCUACUUUGAGAAGAAGAAAGACGUGGACGGCGCUGAGAGUUUUGUCGAGGUGCUAAAGAAGGUGCAGAAAGAUCUGGGGACGGUGGUGUUUGAGCCGCUGGUACGGACGUACGCGGCGGCUGGGAAGAAGUUCCCUGGGAUGCGACACCGUCUGAAGAUCGAAAACGUGGAACUCAGCGAGGAAACUGACAAGCUGGUCGAUUCCAUCUGUGUUGAUUGAUUACGUUUAUUAGAAUCCCACUUUGUUCCAUCUCAAUAACAGACAGCAGGAUGCUCUCAAUUUUUUUCCUGUUUUCUUCUGCAAAACCUGUAACACCAAAUGUUAGCCUGACAUUUAUUUCGGUUCGCCAAGGUCUCUGCACACCAUCGGAGUCCUUUUGCUGUUGAAAUGCUCUGCUUUUCUGUGGUACUGUGGCCUCAGUGAACCGAAUGAACUACAAAUGCUUCAAUUGUUUGAAACAAAAAUUGAAUUUAUGUA
Molecule: messenger RNA, 2468 nt
Organism: Aegilops tauschii subsp. strangulata
Lineage: Eukaryota; Viridiplantae; Streptophyta; Magnoliopsida; Poales; Poaceae
Product: large ribosomal subunit protein mL101 (rPPR4)
Cellular component (GO): mitochondrion
Molecular function (GO): protein binding
Source: RefSeq, a predicted model, not a curated record